GGACAGCGCCACAUCACACCUCCUCCUCGCACUUCCCGCGCCCUGAUACACAGCAUGCGGUGAACACCGGCAGCUCCCACACAGGACGGUUUAGGGGGGUGGAUGCACAGACGGGCGGACCCAGAUCGCUUGGUAUCAUCCUUCUGUCAUUUCUACAGUCUGCGGCCGGUGGGAGCCAGCCUGUGCCCCCCUCCCAUCCCGUGCCCGGUGGUUCAGUCCGCCCUGACACAUUGAGAUGCAGAGCUGCAGCGGGUCGCAGUGACCGUUCAGGGUCGGAGCGGGCGGUCGGUCGGUCGGUCAGUCGGUUGCGGGCGGGUACCGGAGUGACCGUGACGGCGGCUUUCAGAGGGGGCACCUCAAUGACGCGGCGCAGCCCGGGAGCGGACCCCUUCCCUUCAGCGCGGCCGUGAUUGUGUCUGGGUUCGCCGCCCACCGUUAGCCCCGUCUCCCCAGCUGUGUGUGUGUGAGCGGCUGCCGGUCGGGAUGCCGGAGGGUGACCUCGCCAUGCUGUCCCCGCAGGAGGCGGCCAAGAUCUACCACGCCAACUACAUCCGGAACUCGCGGGCCAUCGGGGUGCUGUGGGCGAUCUUCACCAUCUUGUUCGCCAUCGUCAACAUCGUGUGCUUCAUCCAGCCGUACUGGAUCGGGGACGGGGUGGACACCCCCCAGGCGGGCUACUUCGGCCUCUUCCACUACUGCAUCGGCAGCGGCUUCAACAAGGAGCUCACCUGCACCGGCAGCUUCACGGACUUCUCGUCCAUCCCCUCGGGAGCCUUCAAAGCCGCCUCGUUCUUCAUCGGCCUGUCCAUGACGCUCAUCAUCUCCUGCAUCGUGUCCUUCGUGCUCUUCUUCUUCUGCAACACGGCCACGGUGUACAAGAUCUGCGCCUGGAUGCAGCUCUCCUCCGCUGCCUGCCUUGUUCUUGGGUGUAUGAUCUUUCCUGAUGGCUGGGACGCAGAUGAGGUUCGGCGUAUGUGCGGUGAAAAGACAGACAAGUAUUCUCUUGGUGCAUGUUCUGUGCGUUGGGCAUACAUCCUGGCUAUUAUUGGGAUACUAGAUGCCCUGAUCCUCUCGUUUCUUGCGUUUGUACUUGGCAACAGAUUGGACAGCUUAAUGGCAGAACAACUCAAGCUGGAAACUAAAGAUGAUGGAAAUGCCUAAUAUUUAAAAGUUUUGCUGAGUUAAUAUUCCGAAAUCCAAGCACAAAUGAGAAGGAAUAAUAACUGUUGUACAUCAUCAUUAUGUGUUAAGAAGACUUCAAUGUACAAGAACAAUGCUGAACCGAGCAGUGUUUCAGAAGUUAACUAGCAAAAUGAGUUUAGAAGACACGAAUAUACUGUUCUGCAUCCAACUAAAUUAAAUGUCAUUUCAAUAGAACUGUUUUCUAUUCAGAUGAUACUUGUGGGUACCUCAAAAUAGUGGGUCUUUAUAAAGUAGUUGAUCUAUAAUAGCUGAAAAUCAAUUGUUCUUUUUU
Molecule: messenger RNA, 1474 nt
Organism: Pelobates fuscus (common spadefoot toad)
Lineage: Eukaryota; Metazoa; Chordata; Amphibia; Anura; Pelobatidae
Gene: LHFPL3
Product: LHFPL tetraspan subfamily member 3
Exons: 4
Coding region: 484-1161 (225 amino acids)
Biological process (GO): sensory perception of sound
Cellular component (GO): plasma membrane
Source: RefSeq, a predicted model, not a curated record